AUGAGAUAAUUUAGCGGGUCGCGAAAUAGAAGAGGAGGGAAUAGAAGAGGAAGAGAUUUUAGAGGAGGAAAUUAAAAUUUCAGAAAUUCUAGAGGGAAUGAUUCUCAACCUAAUAAUUAAUAAAGAAAUUUCUAAAAUAACAAAUUUAGGAGAUAGUCAAAUUAAAAUCAAAAUCAAGGUUUUGAUAGAUAAAGAAAUCAAAAUUAAUAAAGAAGAAAUUAAACUUAAAGAGGAGGUGGAAAUAAUUAAGGAUUUUAAUCAUAAUUUACUUAGCGAAGAAGAAGACUGGGUUUUAAAUAAAAAAAUUAAAAUGUAAUUAAUUAGAUUUAAAAAAGGGUGAAAAGAGAGAUAAUUAAAGAUUCAUUAAGACAGGUAGAAGAAAGAAUUAAUUAAAUCCUGAAGUUCUUAAGAUUGCAAAGGAGAUCUAAAGUAAUCAUUCAUUAUUAUCUAGGAAAAAAUAAAAUGGAAUAACAAUUAGAAAAAUAUUGGAAGAAAGGAGAUCAAAAUAAUAAAGAAGAUAAACCUGUUCAAGGAACAAAUAUUGAUAAAUGA
Molecule: messenger RNA, 552 nt
Organism: Paramecium pentaurelia
Lineage: Eukaryota; Ciliophora; Oligohymenophorea; Peniculida; Parameciidae
Source: the annotation of a GenBank genome assembly